Molecule: messenger RNA, 1305 nt
Organism: Dicrocoelium dendriticum
Lineage: Eukaryota; Metazoa; Platyhelminthes; Trematoda; Plagiorchiida; Dicrocoeliidae
Source: the annotation of a GenBank genome assembly
GGGAGCGAAUGAAACUGAUAAUCAAACAUCACUAAAGCCCAAUGAUUUUUCCUUAGAGGAAUAUCUGAGACUUAUUUUUGACGAAAAAAGCAUCAUUCUUCCUGAGCAGGAAGAGAAAAAUCUGAAUUUCGCUAGUAAAUUACUAGACAAGCAAAACGAACUUAAGGCGGUACAUGAAGAUCUUACUAACAGAAAAGAGAGUUAAAAUGCAAUUAACUGAAAUGAGAAGACGCCGACUUGAAGAAAAAGAGUGCGAGCUGAAGGAGUCGCUAAUGAAAUUUGAAAAGUUUUUAAAGGACAAUGACGAUAAACGUGCAAGGGCACUUAAGAAACUUUCAUUGGAGCGUGGCAUUCAGAAGCAGCGCUUAAAACAAAUUGAUGAACUUAACGAGAGAAUACAGAAGCUGACAAGGGAAAGGAAAAACCUGGAUACAAAAGUUAAACGGUUGAGAAUCUUCAAAGACUUUUUGGAACAAGUCGUUAAAAGAUCUGAUGAUUUUAACGAUAUUUCGGAAUUAAUGAAGCGCUACGAAUCUCUCACAGCUAAUUUAAGCGAUUUAAUGGAAAAAGAGGAAAUGAACAGUGACAUGUCUCAAAAUUUAGAAAUUGGUCUUCAUAAAUAUAGAGAAGACAAAUGUGACGAGAAAAUGUUUUUGCUAAACAAACUGACUGAACUUCGACGCUCUUUGGAGCUUCACCAAAUCGAAUGUCGUGAUAAUCAAGUUGCUUUAGAACAUGAAAAAGAUGCUACAGUGUGGCGUAUCAUACAGCUUAACUCUAUAAAGCUUGCGAUACAAAAUAUGUACCAGCUUGCAAGAAAAUUUCAAAGGUUUGGAAGUGAAGCUAACGCGGAUGAUACGAAAUCCCAACUUAGUGUGUAGAUGGGUAGUUAACUGUCUAUUAAUUCAUCCAGGACUAUGCGUCAUUCGCGCUAAUUAAACUAGGUACCAUUUGCGAAUUAUGUUGUGUUGUGGGAUGCAGAAUGAUCAAUGUUGCAUAACAGUCUUAAAAAUGACUACCACUAGUGUUUAGUAAUCAGCUAUUUUGUACCAAGCCUUAUUGAGUCGGUGGUGGGGCAGGUCAUGUCAGGUCAUGUAUCACGGACGAUAGAGGCUUUCGCCUAACGAGCGUCCUGUUUCUUGUGCCGGUAAGUGAACAACAACCCUAGGCACUUCGACGUUGGAUUGACUUUUCUUGCUUCUGCAAAAGAAUGAAGCCAGCACAAGAGCAAGCUUUUCACUUUCAUGUAUCAGCAUCAGAAUACACUACAUAUUCCAGGAUAAUUACAAUGUCUCUGGGAAAAGG